This is a messenger RNA of Entrophospora candida, 786 nucleotides long. The record is from the annotation of a GenBank genome assembly. Lineage: Eukaryota; Fungi; Glomeromycota; Glomeromycetes; Entrophosporales; Entrophosporaceae.
AUGGGCACUAAUGGUCGUCCAGAAAAAGAUUUUGAACAUGUAACAGGAACCUCUCGAAGAUCACAUCAAGAAGAUAUUUCUGGUAAUAGUGAAGUUGGUAGAGAUUUUGCUAACAGAUAUGGGGGCUUAUUUUCUGAAAAAGAUUGGAAAUGUCCUACUUGUUCAAAUAUAAAUUGGGCAAGACGUACUGAAUGUAAUCAAUGUAAAACAUCAAAACCAGGGUUAGAAACUUCAUUGGGUACACGUGAAGGAAGAGGUGGUGGAUUUUUGGAACGUGAUGAGGUGGUUGAAUAUAAACAAUCAAGAAGUGCUGAAAAAGAUGAUGAAUGGGAUGAAUUUGACAAUGUAAAAUCACAUAAUGAAAGAUCAUCAUCAUCAAAAGAGCAUUGGUCAGGUAAAUAUUCUCGCCGACGUUCUUCACGAUCGCAAUCUCCAUUACCACCAUUAUCAUCACAUUACAAUGAUCAUUCAUUAUCACGAGAUAGAAAUUCUCACAAAAACAGAUCAAUUUCUCGAGAACAUAGAUCAUCAGGUCAAUCAAGUUCUUGGGACAACCAUAGCAACAAACGAAGGUCUAGUAUAAUAGAUGUUCAUCAUCGUCAUAGAUCAAAAUCUCGAUCAAGAGAAAGAAAAAGAAAUUCUCAUGGUAGUAAAUCAAGGUCAACAUCUAGGAAUAGAAAACGAUCAUACAAAUAUAGGUCAUGUUCACGUUCUAGAAGUCCUCCUGGUAGGCAAUAUCAAAAUAGAUCUUUAUCAAGGUCUAAAUCUAGUGAGCGUAGAUAUUAA